AUGUGAUUGUUCUAAAUUUCAAAUCGGAAACUUUUUUUUUCAUUUAGUUGAACAAAAUUUGAAAAAAGUCUAGUUUUUGUAGAAGAUAUCAAUAUAUAAAUACAAAAAUAUAAAACAUCAAUAAAAAGCAGCUAUUUGCGAAACUGCGCAAAUGAAGCCCAAUCGCAAGGACCCCAUAGCGUCGGUGUGCCCGAAAAAAACCAACACGAUCGGCACAAUAACCGGCGCUGCGGUCGCAGUGGACGCCACGCAGCAUAAUGACGAAUUGCACCUUUAUCGGCUGGAUGGGCAUCAUUGCCUCGACAACGUUGCUGCUGUGCACGGGACUGACCAUGCAGUGGCAUCACGAUGUGGUGCGCUAUCUGAUGUUGGUGUUGCGCAAAUCCGUCGAAAUGGAACGCUCACGCGCAAUGUUGCGACGAGUGGUAUUAACAGUCAGUGUCAGCGCUUAUUUCCUCUCCGCCAUUAAUGUGCUCAUGAAUAUGUUUAUGCUAACCGGCGUGGCGAAGCUGAACCAUAAGCUCAUGCUGCCUUGGCUGCUUUUUCAUGGCAUCAUAUUUGGUCUCUUCGCUCAUAUCGCCUUAUAUAUGACCAUCUCUAGCUUGCUGAUUGACUUCAGAAUCUUCGUUUUGCUACUAGCUUCAUUUACAAUGAUCAUAAUGAUUUUCUACAAAAUAACCUAUGAAGUAUUCAAUCUUUGCAAAACUAUACGUAGAAACCGUUUGACGAAAGAAGAAAAUCUGGUUAAUGAGGAAAGCAAUAAAAAUAGUUAUCUGAUUUUACAAUCUGAAGCUUAAGGAAUCAACGAAAUAAGUGUACAAGUACUACAACCACAUCAAAACAAUGCUUGAAAUAUUAAAAUUAUGUUUGUACUCGUGUAGGACACUCUUUUGAAUUAGACAUUUAACCACUUCCAUAACAAUUCAAAAAUAAACUAAAUUCAAAAAUCAA
Molecule: messenger RNA, 951 nt
Organism: Bactrocera oleae (olive fruit fly)
Lineage: Eukaryota; Metazoa; Arthropoda; Insecta; Diptera; Tephritidae
Source: RefSeq, a predicted model, not a curated record